Oncorhynchus keta (chum salmon) is the source of this 6193-nucleotide messenger RNA. Its product is annotated as synaptopodin-like. The coding region runs from base 1499 to 4906 and encodes 1135 amino acids. Gene Ontology annotation, cellular component: actin cytoskeleton; nucleus; Z disc. NCBI's taxonomy places the organism in Eukaryota, Metazoa, Chordata, Actinopteri, Salmoniformes, Salmonidae. The transcript is spliced from 5 exons. The record is from RefSeq and is a predicted model, not a curated record. Gene Ontology annotation, biological process: positive regulation of actin filament bundle assembly. Gene Ontology annotation, molecular function: actin binding.
UCUCCCCUCUCCCCUCUCCCCUCUCUCUCUCUCUCUCUCUCUCUCUCUCUCUCUCUCAUUCUCUCUGUCUCUCUCUCUCUCUCUCUCUCUCUGACCCAGUCUAAUGUAGACAAGUCUAUCACUUGUUGACAGGAGUCUGGCCCAUGCGGCUACCCACCUCUUCCUUAAUGGUAUCCUGUGUAAGGCCUGGGAGACCAAGCCAGCUCUCUGAACAGGGUGGACGUGGACACUGCACGGGCUUGGAGACAGAACCAAUGGAGAUCAGCCUCACAUGACAACAACAACAACGACUUGACUCUUCCUGAAUACUACAGCACCACGUUCUACCCUACACUCCUUCAAUAGGGACUGGAGAGACAGAUCACCCAGACUUACAGUUGAAGUAUCAUCCCAGACUGUAUAAACAACUGACUUCCCUUAACAUAGACACUGUUAUCUCCUCUAAAAACAACCCAAAUAAACCAACUGACAGCUGGAAUUGCAGAGGGAUCAGACUGAGAACUGCCUGGGCCUCAGCUCAGUACGGAUAUAAAGGACUAAAACGUGACUCCCAGCAUUGACUCCUGGAUGGAUGGAUGAGAAUAAGAAACGAGAAAGAAAAGAUAUAGCUGACGUAUCGGCCAGUGGCGUCUCUGAAACUCGUAGCUGCUCUUUGGAGUGACCUUUUCUAGAGGGAAAUGUUGUUUCUCACUCUGUCCGAACCAAACGACAGGAAGCUUUGAAACACACGGCCAACCCGGUCCCCCCCUCUUUGGCAUUGUUGAGUCUAAAGAGCUGCUCGCUUUCUCCGCAAGAAAAAUAAUCUGUCAGGGAGAGAUUGCAAUACAGUCAACAGGCAUGUUUGGGUGGCUGGACUAAGAAAGGAAAGAGAGAAUGAUUGGAAGAAAGGGGGAGGAAGAGAAAAUAAUCGUCUGGGUUUUGGAGAAAAAUAAAGAUUUAGAGGGAGGCAAGACAGACGCAAACAGAAACAGAAAAGUUUGAUGGUUUCUCAGCCUUUCUCCUUUAGCUGGAGAUUUGAAGUAGAGCACAUCGUUAUUGGGAACUGAUCCAGCAUGCUGUGUGUCUGUGGAGCUCCCAGCCUGCUUUAGUCUCCUGGGACAUCCCUGAUACUGUUUCUGGUCCUGUUCUCCCAUCCGUCACCCUCUCUCCUUGCUAGCUAGCUAGCUACAGGACUACGGGACUAAAGGAAAACAUUAAGGAGGAAUACGGAAGUAAGUCUGGGGGAAGAAGUGUCCAGCAGCAGGAGAAGCGACAUGGAUAGCUAAGAUUCUCUUUAUCCCCACUGGUGAUUCACUUUUUUUGCUCCACUCGCUCCAAAAGAGGACUGUCUGAACUUACUCUGAACGCUCCACAAACGGUGAUCCUCAAACUGACACGCAGACCAAACGAGAGGUGGGGGGCUGCAGACGGUCUGGGUAGAAGAAGAGACAGAAACUGUGGAGCAAACCAGAGGAGAACAAAAGAGGCUCCAGAACUCCUCCAGCAGAGCAACAAAGAGAUGGAGACGGAGAGGGGUCAUAUGUCCGUGAGGAGAGGGGUAAGCUGGAGCCCAGGUGGAGGGAGGAAGCCCCUUCAGAGGGUGCAUGGCGGGAACACGGACACCGGCAAAAGAGAGAGUGACGCAUCUUCGGAAAGGCGGGACUACAAAGCGAUCAAAGGACAGGCGACAUCAACCUCCACCAAUCAGCUGACUCGGAAAACCAACCUGACGCGUAGUGCCAGCCUAUCAGAGAAGGAGUUGAAGGAGGCAAGGGUGAGGUCACAGAUCAUCGCGGCCCAGCUGACCGUCCCGUCUGGCUGCUCCAACUCCCGCGGAGUCCAGCUCUUCAACCGCCGCAAGCAGAGGGUCGACGCCUUCACGCUAGAGAGCUGCGGGAAAAGAACGGGAGGAGAGGAGAGAGACGGAGACAACAGGAACAACAACCUGACAUGGGAAGGGGAGAGGGAGGGUCCUAGUGGAGGGACAGAGACAGACAGACAACUGAACUGGAAGAAGGGCAGCGAGACAAAACCACCACUCUGGUCGCCACCUUUUGGAAGUGAGGUCACAGGAAGUGACAUCAUGGAGGACCCAGGUGACGAGCACAUCUACGAGGAAGUGGACGUGAUACAAGAGAGACACUUCCAGCCAGUGAACGAGAGAGAAGAGGAGGAGGAAGAGAGGAGUGGAGAGAGAGAAAGAGAGGAAAUAUACGAGGAUAUUGAGGGUGAAGUGAAGGAUGAGAUUAUAUCAGUAAAUGACAACAACACUGGUCCAGUCAGAGAGGAAGUGGGGAUGAAUAGGGGGUCAUACACAUACCCCACAGCUCCCCCUGAGAGCUGGCAUAAUGGCUUCCACAGCACCCAGGGCUCUGCUGGAGAGAUCCAAAAUGGCGGGCGAGCUUCUAUGUCCCUGUCCAGACAGACCCCCACCAUCGUCAACCGGACAGCCAGACCCUUCUUCUCCCCACCCACCGUACAGCUUAAGUCCCCAGAGGCCAGGAAUCCUGUCAUGGAUAAAAACAUACCUCCAGCUCCCUCCUAUCUGACCUCCACUCCUCCCCCAGCCCCCUCCUACUCCACUCCCCCUCUCCCUGCUUUCACUGCCACUCGCCCUGUUGCCUUCUCCCCUCCGUCUUGCCCUGUCACCUUCUCCCCUCCUCCCCCUCUUUCCUCAUGCCCCAUGCCUCCUCUCCCAGCCUUCCCCAUCCAUCCUCCUCCUCCCUCCCAGUCUCUCUCCAGUCCUCCUCCCAAGUCUACUGUCAUGUUCCCUAGGUCUACACCCGUCCCCCAGUACAACCCUGCUCCUACAGCUGCCCCAGUGUCCCAGUAUCUACCCCCCAGCCCUCUUGUCACCCAAUUCAUCCCUCCUCCAACCUCCCCCAGAGCCAACACCUUUGUCCCCUUCACCCCUCAGCCUAUUGGUCAACAGAACCAGCAGCAGCCAAUCAAAACGGGCAUUCUGGAGAAAGGGGCGGCGGCCAUCAGACAAUCAUCAACAGCCAGGAAGUCCAUGUUCACCUUUAAGGAGAAGUCUGUCAUGGCACCCAACCCUGAACUCCUCUCUCUGGUACAGGGGAACGAUGAUAGGAAGAAGCACGGCCUCCGCUCCGUUCCCGACUCAGCCCCAGAGGAAGAGCUGCUGGCUCUGGGGGCCGAGGCCUCUAACUUCUUAGCCAAGGAGGAGAUGAAGGCGGAGGCUGCCAAUGUGCCGGAGUGGUCCUCCUGUCUCAAGAGCUCCAGAACCAGGGAACCCAGGGGGCAGCACCAGCCAGAGCAGACCCUGACCAACGCAUCAGGGAAGGGGGCCGAGCUGUUCGCUAAGCGCCAGUCCAGGAUGGAGAAGUACGUAGUGGAGAACCAGAAUGUCUCCGGUGGUGGAGGUGGCCAGAUGAGGUCUCCAUCUCCCACCGCGUCUCUGCCGCCAUCUUGGAUCUAUCCAUCUAAUAUGCCUGGCCGGGUCAAAGCUAUCGCUAACAACACUGACCUCAGCGCCAGGCUGACACGGACCCUUCAGACCCCUCAGCCUGGGAACAGGAGGCCCAGCCAGCAGGCUUCAACCCCAGCCCCGGUCCUUGCAGAACCAACCCUGGAGUACGGCUGCACCAAGAUAGAGAUGGACCUCUCCAGGCACCAGCCCUACCAGCUCAACUCCUCCCUGUUCAUCUUCAACCCAGUCCAGGACUCUACCAGCACCGUGCUGAGCGCUCUGCCCCGAGUGGCCCCUCCACCACCCAAACCCCUGAUCUCAUCUGAGGCCUACACCAGGCAGGCCUCCCUGCCCUCCUCCAACCCUCAGUCACACAACUACAACAGCCUGCCCCGCUUCAGGCCUACCAUGUCUCCUUCACGUCAGCCCCCAUCAGGAGGAAUUAGAGGUGGGGAUAAUUAUCCUCCACAACACGGGGGGACUCCACAGCUGAGGGACCCCAGGAUCACCUCUCCUGUCUCUGCCUUCUCUCCGGAGAGAGUGGCCUCUCCUCGGUCGAACGUCCAGGCACCCAGACCCACCUUCUCUGCCAAGAGGGCAGGGAUCGAACCCCAGAUGAGGAAGGAGUCCCCUCCGACCCCCACCACCACCCCCACCAGGACACCGCAGUUCACCCGUCGAUUCAGCAGCCCAGAGGGACCACCCACUUCCAGGCCCCUCCACCAGGCGACAGCCACCUCCCCUGCCUCCCCACCCUGGGAGACGAGGUGCAAGUCACCCACGGUGGUCAACCAAACCACCAAACCCUUCUCCACAGCCUCUUUAUCCAGGGCUAAACAAUCCACUACCACCUCACCUAUAUCGUCUGUAUCUCCCUGGGGGUCCCGCUGUCAAUCCCCUAACAUGAACCAGACAACCAAGCCUUUCUCCACCACCAUCCCCAACUCUUCCUCUUCCAGACCCUCUCACCAAGGCACCAUCACCUCUCCUCUCUCCCCCUCACCCCUAUCCCCUCCCUGGGGUUCCAGAUGCCAGUCUCCCAUCGUCAGCCCCAACAACUCCAAGGCAAACCAUCGCCUGUUAGCCAAGAACAUCAUCAACGCCGCCAAACGUAAAAACAGCCCGUCCCCAGGUGCUCUGAGCGGCCGCAACCUCCCAAUCUCCCCACUAGGUGACAACACCACCCCCCAUCACCACCAGGGCUACGACCACCAGCACCACUACAGCAGCUCCAAACCCCCCUUCAACCCCUACCAGCCCAGGGCCAUGGGGUGCCAGUCUCCCCCCUUCGCCAGCCCUCCUCCCACCCCUACAGGGGUGAUCCGGUCCCCAGUAAGGCUCUACAACACCAGGUCCCUCACUGACUCGGAUGCUUCGGUGGAGUCGGAGGACUCUGGGCUGAGGUCUCCAGGACUGCAGCGUACCCACAACACCUGUCCCCGGGGCUGGGGCGGCAGCCUGAGGGUGAAGAGGGGUAGUGUUGGCACCGACCUAUAGGGGGAGCCGGGGAGAGAGGGUCAAGAGAACGGACCAUUGAGCUUACCCAAUAAGAGAAGAAGAAAACCCAGAGAGGACAUUGAUACGGGGGACUGGUGGGUUUUGGGUAAUUUUUAAUUUCAUUGAUGUAUAGGAGCAUCUAAGAUGGAGGGCUCAGAGCUUGCCUCACAGGUGAGAUUUGGAAAGGACUUUGAAAGGAACUGACCUUGUGUGUUUGUUGCUUUGGAGCAUCCAGGAGUAAGGGAAAAUAAUGGUGACCACACAGUAAAGAACCUGAUGCCCUUACAACGCAGCUGGGACAUAGAAGCAACCUGUCUGGUGAUUCUAAAGUCAACUAAAACCCACUGAUUUGGCUGGCUGGCUAUAGAGUCCAGAACCAUCAAGCUCAGAGCUAGCUCAACAGUGGGAUUACUGAGAGGAGAUUGAAGGGACAAUUCACUGUUGCCUCUGCCUCUCAUUCUUACGUUUUAUAAAAAUACUUUAUUCAUUUAUUUCACCAAAAAAAAGUACAUUUAAGUAAUUCUAAAAUCCAAAGCGACCUGUCUACAAUUUUAGAUUUGGACCUUGUCUUUGAAAAAACUAAAUGUAUUUUAUUCAGGAAUUGCUGAAAUGUAAAACCAGCUUACUUGCAUUUGACUACGACAAAAGUUCCAUGAAAAAUACAAUUAUUACAGUAGCUUACAUAUGUUUACUCUAAAUAAUAGUUUAUUCUAAUUUGUACCCCCCCCCCCCAUUAAAAAAUCAAAGGGCUAGAAGAAAAAUACCAAAGAUAAUAUCUGGAAUGGUGCAGUGUUUUCAAAACAGUGUUACACUUUUCAUCUCCCGCAUAAGACAUUAAAAAUGUGAUGUCGUAGAUAGGCCCUUUGCAGUUAUUCCGUAUAUAUAUAUGUGUGUUUUAAUAUUGCUGGGUAUACAUUGGAGUAGAAAGGAAUGCAGUUAAACCACAUGAUGUUUGCAGAUCUGACACAGGUCAAACUGAGAGGGAGAGAGAGAGAGAGAGAGAGAGAGAGAGAGAGAGAGAGAGAGAGAGAGAGAGAGAGAGAGAGAGAGAGAGAGAGAGAGAGAGAGAGAGAGAGAGAGAGAGAGAGAGAGAGAGAGAGAGAGAGAGAGAGAGAGAGAGAGAGAGAGAGAGAGAGAGAGAGAGAGAGAGAGAGAGAGAGAGAGAGAGAGAGAGAGAGAGAGAGAGAGAGAGAGAGAGAGAGAGAGAGAGAGAGAGAGAGAGAGAGAGAGAGAGAGAGAGAGAGAGAAAGACACAGAGAGAAAGACACAGAGAGAAAGACACAGAGA